This is a messenger RNA of Crotalus tigris (Tiger rattlesnake), 3965 nucleotides long. It is a transcript of the gene TMEM79, whose product is annotated as transmembrane protein 79. The record is from RefSeq and is a predicted model, not a curated record. Lineage: Eukaryota; Metazoa; Chordata; Lepidosauria; Squamata; Viperidae. The transcript is spliced from 4 exons. Gene Ontology annotation, biological process: regulated exocytosis. Bases 528 to 1676 code for a protein of 382 amino acids. Gene Ontology annotation, cellular component: trans-Golgi network membrane; lysosomal membrane.
GAGACUGCAUGUGUCUGUUCCUCCUUCUUUCUCCCCCGUUUUUGUGUCUCUGUAUCUGUGUCUCUCCCUCCCUCUCCCCCCUUGUGUGUGUGUGUGUGUUUUAUGUGUGUGUGUAUGCCUCUGCCUCUUUCCCCAACUCUGAAACCGGGCGGGCCGGGCUGAGCCGAGCGGCCCCCGCAGCUCCUCCCGCGGAGCUCCACCUGGGCUGGUCAAACAGGUUUGAGAGUCCAAAGGACGGAGAGGCAGAAAGCGAAGUGGCGCCCUUGACAAACUCGCGGAAGUUCCCGGCAUCUGAAGCCACUCCGGUUUAUCUCCCCUUCCCCACUCCCACCCCCUUCCUCCGCGUCCCGGGCUGAGAAAGUGAGCGCGCGAGGCGCGAGAAAGGAGAACGCAGCACGAGAACCGGGUGCAGCACAUCCCAAGAUUUCCCGCUAUCCGGUUCUGGAGAAGAAGGAAUGGAGACUGCAAAGAUUUAGCAGGAAAAAAGCUCGACAGAUACGGAACAGACUUCUCUAAAACAGUCAAAGAUGUCAGCCGUUGCUCCUUCGGAAGACGUGGCGAUGGUGCCCCUGGGGAAGGACUCGUCCCCUGAGCAGCUGGCCCAAAGUCACAGCCAGGAGCCGAGUUCGGACACCGCAGAGGCCACUUUGCCCUGGGACAAAGCCCAACAGGAUGUAGCCGGAGAGAUGUCCGAGGUUUUGAAGAAGGACGCCCGGCCGAGCCCGGAGGGGAGCAUGAAGGCAGCCAUUUUGGGCUCCGCCAUGGACCCCCAGGCUUUCCUGAGGCCUUUUGAGGAUGACGAGGGCAGUGGGAUGCCCGCCAUGGCGGCCCACACCUUCGUCCCCAUCGACCCCUUCUGCAUUGAACGCUGUCCCAGGAGCCGUAAGAAGCAGCCGUGGCGGCUGGGAGUGCCGCCACAGGACAGGGCAGAGUGCCAGGAGGAGAAGGACAACUCUGAGCAGCAGACCUUCCUCGUCGGAGGCUGCUCGGCCUAUUUGCACGAACCGCCCGGUCCUGCUGGGGAACCACCCCAGACCCCGUGUUGCCGGUCGAAGGGCUGCUGCAGCUCGGCCAACCUCAAAGCCGUGGGCUCCAUGAGUAGCUCCAUGGUUGUCUUCCCAGGCUUGCUCUACAGCGCCUACGUCUUCCUGCCCUUCGACGUGCCCCCCAUGGAGGACAUGAGCGCCCGGCUAGUAUACACGCUGCGCUGCGGGGCGUUUGCCACCUUCCCCAUCAUUUUAGGGAUGAUGGUUUACGGAGUGUCCCUCCUUUGUGCCUCCUCCCUGCAGCCUUCUGAGGAGCUGGGCCGGGAGGUGCAGAUCCACCGGCACUUCGUCUCCCAGUCGGUCAACCUUUUCAUCCUCUACUUCUUCAACAUUAGCGUCCUUUCCACCUACCUGCCCCAGGAGUGGCUCAAGCUUAUCCCGCUGCUGACCGCCCUUUUUGCCAUCUCACGGCUUUUCUACUGGGUGGCAUUCGCCAUGGGCCGCUCGUUCCGAGGCUUUGGAUUCGGCUUGACCUUCUUCCCCCUGGUCGCCAUGUUGCUCUUCAACCUCUACAGCAUGUUUCUGCUGGACACAGAGAACAUGUUUGCCAUCCGGAGUUCCAAGGCGGCUUCUUCCCCUUUGGCGAAGGAGGAGGAACUGGCUGCCUCCAGGCCCUGGUACUGGGGGUGAAGCCGGUGAGAGCCCCAAGCCGGAGAAUGCCCCUGUCUUAUCUUUCUGAACCUCUUGUUGAAAGAAACAUCAGGUCCACUUCCAAGCUGGAAGCAAGAUGCUGGAAAUAAAAUGGAGACUGCUUUGGGAAGAAGGUUUCUGCUUAUUGAUGAGCAGGACCAACAACAGCAUGCAGUUCUUGGACAGCUGACAAAAUGGACUUUAGAGUGGGUGGGUUUUUAUACCUUCUUUGGGCUUUGUAUUUCAGACGCCUAUUCCCAUGCAAUGUACUUUGACUUAUGCUUGAGUGUGUCCUUUUGGUAUUAUAAUUAUUGUUGCCUGGCUGGGAGGUCCUGUCCUGUCCUUGGAGCUGGGUGGGGGAAUGUAAAUUCUUAAUCCCAUCAACUGUGGGGGCUGAAAGUGUUUUGCUUAUGAAUAGUGUGCUCCUGUCUUUCUGAAUGGAUUGCCAAAUCUCCAUUUCAAAAGAUUGGCCUUCUCAGGUUUGUAAGUUUGAAGCUGUUUUGUUUUUUUAUGGCAGCGAGACUGGGGCUGCUCUCUGCCUUUGUUUUUUUUCUCCAUUUCUCCUUUAAGGGAAAUAUUUUGUCCUGCCUCUUUUAAUAUUCCCCAAGAUAUUUCAUUCUCCUGGGGUGGGGGACUGUGCUGACUUUCUACACUCUGCAGGGCUCACUUACACCCUUGGCCGACUGAAGAAUUGGAAGGAGCCCCCAAGGCCAUGUAGCCUUACCCCACCUCUGUCAAAACCAGUUAAAGCAUCCCAGUUGGCCAACCUCAGCUCCUCACUCCUGGGAGAGAAGCCUGUCCCUGCUCUGCACCAUUGGUGUCUUUGUCGUGGCCAGAUUGUUUAGAAGUCAUCUGGGUGCCUUCCUACAACCUGAAGCCAUCUUGGAAGGAAAGAACCCAGGUCUGGUCUUUCUCCCCCCUUUAGAGAUGGCAGGUAAGCUGGCACAUUCCAUUUCCCCUUCAAUAUUUUUCAUGAAAUUCAAUAUGCCCCCAAGAUGAAGAGAAGAAUUAGGGGGGACAUGAUAGCCGUCUUCCAGUAACUUCAGGGGCUGUCCCAAAAAACAGGGGGUGGGCUUAUUCUCUAGGGCACCAGAGGCCAGGACAAGAAGUGGAAGCUUGUUGAAGAUAGAAGUAAGGAGAAAUGUCUUGAUAGUGAGAACAAUUAAUGGAACAUCUUUUGCUUCCUGGGAUUGUGGAAUAUGUCUAAUGUUAUUUCUCUCUGGAAACCGCUUCUGGACUUUGUGCUUGAAAUAGACAAAAAAUGAAACUGUUUGGGGGAUUUACUGCAUGUAUGUUUGUUUUUUGUUAGAGAACUGGCAUGUAAAGUAAAAUGUUGCAGCUGUGGCAUUAUUAUUAUUUACUUGCAUGUAUGUUUGUUUUUUUGUUAGAGAACUGGCAUGUAAACUAAAAUAUUGCAGCUGUGGCAUUAUUAUUUACUUGCAUGUAUAUUUGUUUUUUGUUAGAGAACUGGCAUGUAAAGUAAAAUGUUGCAGCUGUGGCAUUAUUAUUAUUUACUUGCAUGUAUGUUUGUUUUUUUGUUAGAGAACUGGCAUGUAAACUAAAAUAUUGCAGCUGUGGCAUUAUUAUUUACUUGCAUGUAUAUUUGUUUUUUGUUAGAGAACUGGCAUGUAAAGUAAAAUGUUGCAGCUGUGGCAUUAUUAUUAUUUACUGCAUGUAUGUUUGUUUUUUUGUUAGAGAACUGGCAUGUAAACUAAAAUAUUGCAGCUGUGGCAUUAUUAUUUACUUGCAUGUAUAUUUGUUUUUUGUUAGAGAACUGGCAUGUAAAGUAAAAUGUUGCAGCUGUGGCAUUAUUAUUAUUUACUUGCAUGUAUGUUUGUUUUUUUGUUAGAGAACUGGCAUGUAAACUAAAAUAUUGCAGCUGUGGCAUUAUUAUUUACUUGCAUGUAUAUUUGUUUUUUGUUAGAGAACUGGCAUGUAAAGUAAAAUGUUGCAGCUGUGGCAUUAUUAUUAUUUACUGCAUGUAUGUUUGUUUUUUUGUUAGAGAACUGGCAUGUAAAGUAAAAAUGUUGCGGCUGUGGCAUUAUUAUGUUCAUUCUACUGUUCUGAAAAAGAGUGUUGAAGUGAAUGUUUUUCGUCUUUUUUUUUUUUCUCCUUGAUCCUUCACUUCCCUCUUUCCCCUUUUCAUUGUCAUUGAUUUUCAUUGUCUUUGUAUUUUGUACUCUGAUAAGUUUAAUAAAAUUAUAGGAAUCUUUCCUAAGCCUAUUCUCCAAAGCCCCUGAGGGCAGGAGAAGAAACAGUGGGUGGAAAUUCCUCACAGGUAGAUCCACA